UUAAAAAAAAAAAAUAAGUGGAGUCGCUGACGUUAGCUCGCUAGCUAGCCCGGCUAGCGCUGAGAACAAAUUGAUAGAUGAAGCGUUUGUUGAUGCCACCGCGGCGGGCUCUUCGGCACCGGGAGCGAAAUACUGUAUCCCCAUCCUCGCCGCACUUUUAAUUUUCUACUGUUUUUAAAUCGGAACAAUUGGUUUUGAGGCCGAACAUACAUCUCAGAUCAUGAACGGCCUCUCCGUCAGCGAGCUGUGCUGCCUCUUCUGCUGCCCUCCCUGCCCCAGCCGUAUUGCUGCUAAGCUGGCCUUCCUGCCACCAGAGCCCACUUACGCCCUUCUGCCUGACCUCGAAGCUGCUCCUGCCCCCAGUGUCGCCUUGGGGGCUUCGGGCCUUCGUUCUCGGGGCAGCGGAGGUGGUGGAGGGGUCGGUGGGGGUGGAGAGGUGAGGUGGAAACUCCACCUGACAGAACGAGCGGAGUUCCAGUACACUCAAAGGGAGCUGGAUGGUAUCGAGGUCUUCCUCACACGCUCCAGCCGUGGAAAUAAAGUGGGCUGUAUGUACAUCCGCUGCGCCCCCUCUGCCAGGUUUACCGUCCUGUUCUCCCACGGCAACGCGGUCGACCUGGGUCAGAUGAGCAGCUUCUACAUUGGCUUGGGCACGCGCAUCAACUGCAACAUCUUCUCCUAUGACUACUCUGGCUACGGCGUCAGCACGGGCAAGCCCUCCGAAAAGAACCUGUACGCCGACAUCGAUGCAGCCUGGCAGGCUCUGCGCACAAGGUAUGGCAUAAGCCCGGAGAACAUCAUCCUGUAUGGCCAGAGCAUCGGCACCGUGCCCACUGUGGACCUGGCAUCACGGUACGAGUGUGCUGCCGUGGUUCUCCAUUCCCCGCUCACAUCUGGAAUGAGGGUAGCCUUCCCGGAUACCAAGAAGACCUACUGCUUUGAUGCCUUCCCCAACAUCGAGAAGGUGUCCAAGAUCACAUCGCCGGUGCUCAUCAUCCACGGCACAGAGGACGAGGUGAUCGACUUCUCCCACGGCCUGGCCUUGUACGAGCGCUGUCCCAAGGCUGUGGAGCCCCUGUGGGUGGAGGGUGCCGGCCACAAUGACAUCGAGCUCUACAGUCAGUACCUGGAGCGGCUGCGGCGCUUCAUUGGCCAGGAUCUGGCGACGCAGCAUGCCUGAGCAUCGGGCAGGCAACACGAAUCUGCUUGUGGAGGCCCGCAGAGCCAGCGGACUUUAGCCAUUAGGCAGCUCUCUUCCCUUUUGUGUCUGGAUGGACGUUUGUGUUCACUCAGUUGCCUGCCUACCUGUCACCUGGGUGGGUAUGUGGUCCAGUCCUCCAUCGGUGUUUCCACUGAGACUUUCUCAGACAGCAUCGUGUUAUAUCUCACCUUCCUUCCCCCCGUUCACCUGUCAGUCCCAUCACUUUUUCUACUCACUUACCUCCAGGGAUUGUGCAAGAACUCAGGCUUGUGUGUGAGCCCCCCCGCCUAUCCUUUCCUCUACUCCACCCCCACGUUUGUCUUCUCUGUGUCUCUGUGUUGUUCGUUUUCCCUUCUGUUCCCGGAAUUCCCCAGCGAAUGACACCUUUGGGAGGCGGAAUCCACGGGCGCUCUCCUACUCCCCAUUCCACACCUCCUGACUUCCUGUAGCCGUGUACGGACCGGAGGCGGGCUCUCUGGGCACAAUGCCUACUCUGAUGGGAAGUGGAGCAGCUGGUGGAAUGGACUGCAGAAGAGUGACUGACGUGUGAACCAUGGGUGGAAACCACACCACUCCUCGGCGGCCCCACUGAGACUGCACAUUCCUCAUCAUUCUGCGGACCCCCAGGGACGUGGAGUGAGGGGGAUCAGUGGGUUUUUGGGGGGUUGUGGGUCACAGACAGCUGCUUUUUGUCAUGUUCAUUUUGUGCAAAAAGACUAUUUUUAAACGUGCACGUGGCUCAUGAGAGCCACAUAAGGCUUACUAAGAAAUUCACCUUUUAUAACCCCCCCCCCGGCAUCAUACUUAGUUUCCUUUUAACUGUCAUGGACCCAGCAAAAAAAAAAUAAGUGAACAAAAAAGUUAUGGAACAUUUUUGCGCACUUCUUCGUGAAAUCGUUCAGACCUGUAAUGUUCUCUGAAGAAGUACCGAAGCAAAUAAGAAAUCUAUUUUUAUAUGAAAUUAAUUGCAACUGAUAAGGGAGCCGUCAGAAACCAGUAAGCGGAGUUGAAUGUUACGCAGAGGUUGGGGGGAAAACGCUGACGGACUGAUCGUCGGCAGGAGGCGAGCGGAACACGUUGAAAACACCCCCCUUUUCUGUUGUGUACGAACAUCAGCAUCAUGUGUGGUGAUCGUUCUUUCCCGCUUUGUUGCGUGUGGGUUGGAAAGAGAGAGCGAGAAUCCCUGUCUUGGAUAUUUAACCAAGAGCUUUUUUUUUUUUUUUUUAAAUGUGGUAUGUAAGCAUGAAUAAAAAUGGGGGGAGAGAGCACCACUCUGGAAGAUGAGGGCGAUACGGUCAUUAUUUGUGGCUCCCGGCUUUCUGGUUUACCACCAGCCGUGUUGCCUCACGCAGUCGCUCGCGCAGUCGACAAAUGACUAAUGGGAUGUUAAUCAUCCCAUCUGCCUUGACGCUUCGCGCUGGGGAUCCUGCGAGCGCCAUGCGCUCCCAGGAAUGCAAUAGUCACACGCAAAAACACGGCCCAUUCCGUCGUGUACUUGGAACGCUUUCAUGUUUGGUGUUAUGGGACUGGUCCAUCCAGGUCUCUCACUGACGUCUCCUGGAACGACUCCAUCUACUUUCUCUACUGACAUCCAUGUUAAAAUGAAAUCUGUUGAAAAUUUUACUCGUGUAUACUGCAUUGAAGGUUAAUUCUUGUUUGAAGUGACGUUCAGGUGAGGGCUACAUCUCCACACAAUGAACAUAGCUUAGGGUUUGUUUGGGAAACAGUUUCUUCCCCCUGCAUAAGGUGGUGAAAAAGCAUAACGCUGAUGCCAGUCACUGUCAAAACUGAGUUAUUGCGGUUUCUGCUAACUUGCUGCUAGCGAUGAGGAUCAAAGAAUCUGAACGGAGGGAGAAGGUCCAAACCCUCCACUCGAUAAACUGAGGGGGGAAGUGAACCACAGAAGCCUCCAAUCCGGGUCACCUCGGCGUCUCUGGUCACCACGUGGCUCCGACGGCUGCUGGACAUUUGUCAAAGGGGGAAUGCAGCAUCAACUCUGAUCCAACGGAAGUCGAACACGCCCCCGUAUCCACGAUGCACAUACGCAGGUGAAGCAUGUACACAAACUACAACUGGAACGAAACGUUUUCUUCUCGGCAUGGAGCCACUCUUUCUCAAAUACGUUCCGAGUGCGCCGUUUGGUUGAAACAUCUCUACAUUCUGUGUAAACACUGUUGUUGUGACGUGGAGGUGCCGCGGGGUGGUGCGUUUGGACAGUCCCCCCCAUACCGGCCCAGCAUGGCAAGGAGUUUGCUCAUUUGUGUCACCUUCACGCGGCAUACAGAAUCAACAGUGCUGGCAGUGUGUGUCUUCACUGGUUCACCUGCGUGAAGAAAACCAAAAGCUGGCCCUGCUUCUCAGGUCUGGCCUGAUGGGCUGCAGUUUCCCUCCAGAACCAAAGACAACGUGAACCCAAGCCGGGGAGGACAACCACACUGCAGUGUCUCCCAUGCUCCCCGGGGCUAAAGUAAAACCGUGUUUGGGAGCCAUUUUGAGAAACAUCCAGGUUACGGGCGGUGACUAAACAGAUGCCGUGUCAGAAAAUGGCUUUUCGUAACAGAUUAAGCAAACAGGGAAAGGAAGCCCGUGUGAUUCCGUGAGCGCGUCGGGUGCUGGGGUAUGAGACGGCCAAAGCUGCCGUCAGUUCCAGACGGACGCCUGUGGACAAUACAAAAGUGAAACCGUUAUUUCUUUUACUUUUUAUAAAUUGCUCAGAAGUACUGUAUCGUAUUGUUAUCUGCUUUCGGAGACGUGUUGGGUUUCGGUGGGUUGGGGAAUGGAAAUUAUGAGGGGUCUGGUUGAUGUGUUCUAUCGUAUCCAGUUAUACCAUGUUUAUAUUAUUCAGUUUGUGAUAUUUAGUUAAAUUUUGUUUUAUCUUUGUUUUGUCAAAGAAAUGCAAAGACAUGUUACAGAAAAUAAACUGAUGAAGUGAUGAACUAA
Scleropages formosus (Asian bonytongue) is the source of this 4141-nucleotide messenger RNA. Its product is annotated as alpha/beta hydrolase domain-containing protein 17A-like. Gene Ontology annotation, molecular function: palmitoyl-(protein) hydrolase activity. The coding region runs from base 221 to 1180 and encodes 319 amino acids. NCBI's taxonomy places the organism in Eukaryota, Metazoa, Chordata, Actinopteri, Osteoglossiformes, Osteoglossidae. Gene Ontology annotation, biological process: regulation of postsynapse organization; protein depalmitoylation. Gene Ontology annotation, cellular component: plasma membrane; endosome membrane. The record is from RefSeq and is a predicted model, not a curated record. The transcript is spliced from 5 exons.